This is a messenger RNA of Notolabrus celidotus (New Zealand spotty), 688 nucleotides long. RefSeq names its product olfactory receptor 51M1-like. Bases 2 to 688 code for a protein of 228 amino acids. Lineage: Eukaryota; Metazoa; Chordata; Actinopteri; Labriformes; Labridae. Gene Ontology annotation, cellular component: membrane. Gene Ontology annotation, biological process: G protein-coupled receptor signaling pathway. The transcript is spliced from 2 exons. The record is from RefSeq and is a predicted model, not a curated record. Gene Ontology annotation, molecular function: olfactory receptor activity.
AAUGGGUCCAGAAGAGAAACUUAACACCACGUUUGUUCGCCCUGCAAGGUUCUAUCUCGGCUUGCAGUCAUGGACGCUUGUCACAAUGGCAUUUGACAGAUUAAUAGCGAUUUGCUUCCCUCUAAGGUACCAUAGUAUUGUUACUAAACAAACUAUUGGUGUGAUGCUGAUGUUUUCAUGGGUUGUUAUUACAGGUGCAUUGACAUGCCUUGUAAAGCUCAUUGAUCGUCUGUCAUUCUGUGGAUCUUUGGUGGUGAAGGGUUUUUUCUGCGAUCAUCCCUCUGUUUAUCGCCUGGCUUGCAAUGACAACUCUAUGAAUAACAUAGUAGCAUAUAUUUGUUUCCUUGCACUCGCCUUUAUACCUCUUAUAUUGAUAGCUCUGACAUAUGUUUGUAUUUCAGUAGCACUGAAUAGGAUUACAUCAGGAGAGGAGCGACUUAGAGCUUUCAAAACUUGUUCAUAUCAUCUGAUUCUUGUGGCUAUUUUCUUUUUGCCAGUUCUUUGCAAUAACAUAAUCUCAUUGUCUUCUUAUAUUCAUCCUAAUGUCAGGAUUAUUAACGCCUCUCUGACACUCAAAAUACCAGCACUGCUUAACCCCAUUGUGUACGCUUUAAAGACAGAGGAAGUUCUUAACUCUACCAAGAAGCUUAUCAAAAGAAAGAAGAUAAAUAAAGCUACCAAAAAAUAA